UAGCGAAAUCGAGUACAAUUUGUUUGUUUAGCACAGGAUACCUGUGCCUGAGUAGAAUGUGUGCCAGGGCUCUUUCUAUACUUCAAGUAAAUUUAUUAAAAAUGAGAAGCAGUGAUACGUCAAAAUUUUAAGAAACGUCAAUUAGUUACAUUUGAUUUUUUGCUUUAACAUAAAAUUACUAAGAAAUUUUUAGUGUAAUGGGAGACCAAUAGACAAAAUAAAAUGAGAAGCCCAUUGCUACACUGCAUUAAAAACUUAUUGGUGUUUGAGUAAAAUAAGCUCUGUUCUGUUACUCAGUACUAUUCAAAUGCUAGCGGCAAAAUAUUGACCAAGCAAGCUUUCGAUGUGUAGUUUUUCCCAUCGUAUUACAGUAGCUAAUUCUUGCACUUGUUGUCAUACCAAUAGAUAACCUAACAACGAAUUAGCUAAUUAGCAACAUCUGCCAAGAUACUCUUGACCCUGCCAAAGAAGACGUUGCGUUAUUUUCGACGACCAAAGUUUGUCUUAGCAUUUGCUAACCCCAUUCAUGUUAGGCUGAAAGCUUAGGCGUGAUGGGUUUAAAUAUUCAUUAACGUUUAGACAUUUUUCGGUAAUGGCAUCAAGAAUUUUUUCAUAAAAAUCUUCAUUAUCUAACCUAUUACUAUGUUUGUUUAGUUGUGUCACUUUUGCAAGAACUGGCCUCGUUUCUGUGAAAACUAUAUGCACUGUUAACAUUUCACAAAAUUCUUCAAGGAUAACAUGUGAUUUUUUACGGUUAUAUACGGUUUAGUAUAGUUGAAAAUUUGACACUUUUACAGUAUCGAAUAAAUUCUGGUAAGUACCGCUGCUUGUUCUGGAGGUUUGUUAAAUAAAGAUGAUGUAAAAUCGCUAUUUUCAUCGUUCAUUUAUAUAAUCAUAUCAAUUGUGUAAUAUAUGCUAUUGCCACUUUGGCGGAGCUUGAUCUAACGGACUCUGGCUUUCUCAGAUCAAAAUUUAAUCGCUAAAGCCACUGGGCUGACGGUGGUUUUGCUUAUGACCAGUUGUUAAACACCGUGAUUGCUGAACCAUGUGCUUGUUCAACACAGAACCCAUAUUGUUAAUCUGUAAUCAAGCAACAUCGAUCGACCACUUGAGUGAUCUUUAUUUGUUUAUCUAAAUACGGUGUCCCUCGAAAUAUUGCUGCGUCCUUCACCUAAUUAUAUAGUUCCAUAAUACAAUGGUAAAUUAAGAGUUGUCUGAGCAGCUCCGCCAUUUUUAGUCAGCGGUUUCAGCUCAUAGCAAGCUAUGCAUUACACCAGGGCUAUGCAUGUUCGUAGACGAGGCCCAUAUUCGUUUGCCGAAUAAUUCAAGUGGGGCACAUCAAAAACUGUAUAUACCCUGCUAAGUUAACCAGGAAAAGUUCAGACUUAACUUUAGGAUAACUAAAAUUUGGCGCCGUCCAACCGAAAGCGAAACCAAAACUACCAAUUCCCGAACCACUAAAAGCGAAACCACUCGUUCGUUAAAACGAACGAACGAACGAACGGUAGCGGCUGCGGACACAUUAGAUCCCCAACAGGCGGCGAGUUUGUUGACCAUAAAAUAACACUACAUUGGUCUCUUCAAGUUUGUUAACUUACUUACCGUUCUACGAAGAGUUCAUGGUUGUACCAUUCUAAAACAAAAGACAACCGCUUUUGCAGCUAAAAUGGACUGCGGAGUGGAUCCGCUCAAAUGGGACCUCAAAUGGAUAAACGGAAUUUGUUAUCGGCUUCAUCCUGAGGUGGAUCUUCGCUCUAGAGAGCGAAUAAUACAACAGUAUCCAGAGGAGGAUGACGUCGAAGAUUACGUUGAGGACAACGAACCGGGCUGCUCAGGAUUCUCUGAGGAGGAAACCAACAAUCAGGAGGCAAAUAUCUGCUUAAGAUACCAUGUUCCAGAUCGCUACUUGGGCAGACUCUGUGGCCAGCAACAUUCUCGUCGAAAGGAGAUAGAAGCAGAUACUGGAGCCUCAAUACGAAUACCCUCAAAGGGCUCUAAUGACGACAUUGUCAUCCUAGGCAACACGCACCAAAGUGUAGAAGAGUGUUUAGCACGCAUUCAAGCCAUCGUAAAACAAGCGAGACUACAGGAUUGCUUCACGCAUUUCAUCUCGAUCCCGCUUACGUUCGACGUCGUUAAGCGUAAUCUACAAGAAUUCCAGUGUAUGGCAAUGGCGACAUCGUCAACCCUUACGAAGGAGCUAUUUGUUCGCCCGUGCAAACUUCAUUUGACGAUAUGUUGCCUCAGCUUACAAGAUAAAACUGAGGUCGCCCAAGCGUCGGAGAUUUUGCUUGGAUGUGAAGACCUGAUAGCUGAACACGUGGGAAAAGAACCUAUAGUCAUUUGGAUUCGUGGCUUAGAAAUAAUGAACGAUGAUCCAGAUAUGGUGGACGUACUGUACGCGAAGAUAGUAGAAAAGGAACGAAACGAUGCCGGAAGAUUGCAAGAUUUGUGCGAUGCGAUCGUAACGCGUCUUCGUCAAUCUUCUCUAAUGGCAGAUAAUUUAGCAAUAGAUAGAGAUCAUCUGAAAUUGCAUAUGACAGUAGUGAACUCGAAGUUUGCAAAGGAGCCCCAUGCUGUCGUAGACUCCAGCCACAAAAGUCGCCGAGGAUCCUGUGAGAAUGUUAAAGCAUUUAGCGCCAAAAAAAUUCUAGAGAUUCUCGGUGACCAAGAUUUCGGUGAAGUGCAGCUGAACGAGAUGCAAUUAAACGUCGUGUCACAGGUAGAACCAAGCACAGGCUACUAUCGAAAUGUAGCCAAACUCGGUCUGCACACAAAUUGUCAAUGCUGAAACUCACUGACUGAAAAAUAUCCACCAAUAAAUUAUUAUCCGAAGACCAAUUU
Varroa destructor (honeybee mite) is the source of this 2844-nucleotide messenger RNA. Its product is annotated as activating signal cointegrator 1 complex subunit 1. The record is from RefSeq and is a predicted model, not a curated record. Gene Ontology annotation, molecular function: RNA binding. Gene Ontology annotation, biological process: regulation of DNA-templated transcription; DNA alkylation repair. Gene Ontology annotation, cellular component: nucleus. NCBI's taxonomy places the organism in Eukaryota, Metazoa, Arthropoda, Arachnida, Mesostigmata, Varroidae.